This is a messenger RNA of Prorocentrum cordatum, 2280 nucleotides long. NCBI's taxonomy places the organism in Eukaryota, Dinophyceae, Prorocentrales, Prorocentraceae. The record is from the annotation of a GenBank genome assembly.
GAGACGUCCCAGAGACCCCCAAGACAGCACAAGAGCGCUCCAAGAGUGACCGACGUGACCUCAAGAUGGCCCAAGAGGCCUGCCGUAGCCAUUUUGGCUCAAGACGGUCGGCCAAAGGGCCGCUGCGUGUCGCAUCGGCCGUCGCCCCCUUCGCCUGCAUAGCUUCUAGCCCACCCUGGCGCCCCGGGGGCGACCACCCCCGAGGGGGCCGCAGUGCGCGCGGCAUGGAGAGCCCUCCGGCCGUCGAGCACUCGCUCGGCGGCAGCCCCCGCGAGGCGCGCCGCGGGCCGCGCCGGGCCCCCGCGGCCCCGGGGCCGGACGGCCCGGCGGAGUUCUCCAGCAGGCAGCUGGAGCAGCUGCGGCACGUGGUGCAGGACGCGAUCCGGAAGGAGGUCCAUGUGCGGCUCUCAAAAGAGAACCGGUCCCGCUCCAGGGGGUGCCAUCGCAGCCGCAGCGGCAGCGUGUCCCUCGACGACUGGGUGGAGGGCGCGGGCGCGAAAGCGGUGCCCGUGCAGGCCAGCGGAAGCAUGCGGGGAAAGGCGGCGGACGACCCGGUGGCCGCAGAUGACGGGGAUCAGGAGGACGGCGGCCCGGAGUCCCUGUCGGGGAGCCCCAGGACGAACCAAAGUUUCGGGUCCCCGGUACAAUGGAAGCCCUCCAGCUUCAAUGACCAUGGCAGCUCCGCGGCGACCAUGCUCAACAAGAGGCUGCCGUCCACGGCGACCAUAGAGCUGAGCGACAGCAUGCCGCUGUGGCAGAGGCAGUUUCAGAUCAGGGUGCAUCUCUUCGUCCAUUCCCACGCGUUUGACGGGGUCAUGGGCCUCGUCAUCCUGGCGAGCUGCGCGGUCACGGGCAUAGAGGUGCAGCUCAAAUUUGACGGGCAAGACGUUAGUAGCUGGCUUUCUUCUCUCAUGCCUUGGCUGGACUCGUUGUUUCUGUUCUGCUUCAUAGCCGAGGCUGGGCUGCGUGUAGUGGCAGAUGGCAGGAAAGUGUUUGACAAUCCCUGGUUCCGUUUCGACAUCGUCCUCGUUACUAUCGGCGCUAGCGUUUCCUGGAUUCUCAUGCCUAUCGUCACCGCGGUUGGCGUCGAGGAUCUACCCAUCAUCUCGCAGAUACUGACCCUGCGAGUGCUUCGGCUGCUUCGAACUGUACGGGCCUUCAGAACGAUGGACAUGUUCAGCGAGAUGUGUAGGCUGAGCAGCGGGCUUUUAAGGUCGGCGCGCACGAUGCUGUCAGUGUGUUUGCUGGUGAUGAUUGCCAUAUUCACUUUCUCGGUGCUCGGAGCCGAUCUGAUAUUCAAGUCCGAGAAGCUCAGGUCCGACGACGUGACCGCCCUGAUCGUGGAGAAACACUUCUCGAGCAUGGGGGCGUUCAUGCUCACCCUGAUGCAGUUCGCGAACGCGGACUCCCUCGCGGGCAUCUACUACCCGUUGAUCGUUGUGGAACCGCUGCUCGGGCUAUACUUUCUUGCCCUCUGGGUGGUGGUGACCGUGGCCUUGAUGAACCUGAUCACCGCAGUUAUCGUGGACAGCGCUCUGGCCCUCGGGCGCGAGGAGGCCGAGGUGAAGGAGGCCCGCGACCGCAAGACGCUGCAGCGGAACAUCCCGAUCCUCGAGGACCCUCCGCUGCGAAGAGACACGGCGCAGCAGCCCUGGGAGCCAGGCCAACGGGAGCAUAGCCCUGGCGCUCGCGGGCCGCUCCCUUCGGACCCCGACGUCGGGGGCGCCCACCCUCUCGCGACUACCGGGGCUGGCCCGUGGCCGGGGAGGAGCCCCCUCCGCUCCUGCAGCUGGCGCUCCGCUCCUGCGGGGGCAUAGGAGCUGUUCGACAAGAUAGACAGAGACGGGAGCGGCAGCGUCACACACGAUGAGAUACACAAUCUACAUUCGAAGGGCCAGCUGAAAUUUCCCGCAGAAGUGCAAGCGAUCAUCGAUGCCGACCACCUGGUCAACAUGUUCGAGUUCAUAGACAAGGACAAGUCUGGAGAGAUAGACAAACAGGAAUUUAUAGAUGGAAUCGUUUGCCUGGCACUGAACAAUUUAUCAAUCGAGACGCUGCAAAUACUUCAAAUGCUUCGAGACAUUCAGGGCAUGAUGACUGCUAACAUUCGUAGUAGUUCGUAAUCUUCGCUGCUGACGACAAGUGACCAGAAAAGUAGUUCGUAAUCUUCGCUGCUGAUGAGGGUUGCAGUACAGUGGAGGCCCAUGCCAAUAGACACCCGUCUUGCCUCCAGGGUGCCCUGGGUUUCGGUGGUUUUGCCAUGGACAGCGUGACGUUCCC